This is a messenger RNA of Capsicum annuum, 1572 nucleotides long. Its product is annotated as early nodulin-like protein 2. The record is from RefSeq and is a predicted model, not a curated record. Gene Ontology annotation, cellular component: plasma membrane. Gene Ontology annotation, molecular function: electron transfer activity. Lineage: Eukaryota; Viridiplantae; Streptophyta; Magnoliopsida; Solanales; Solanaceae. Bases 278 to 1372 code for a protein of 364 amino acids. The transcript is spliced from 4 exons.
AUUUACACUCUACCAAACGAACCGAAGUGUCCCAACUCUCUCAAGUAGUGCAAUGUCUAUAUAAACUUUGUUGUCUCCCUUUAAUUUUUCUUCUACUAUCAAAAUCUUAAGUUCCUAUCUGUUUUUUCUUCUUCUAGACUUCUCGUGAAUAAACUUUUUCAUUUUUCUUGUUUCUCGUGACUCUUUUUGUGUACUAUACAGAUACUUUUAUCAACACAAAAAGUCUCAUAUUUUGUUCCUAUAUUGAGCUCCAUUUGAAGCAGAGAGUAGAAAAUUAAUGGUCAUGGCUUUGCAGAAACACAUAGUGUUACUUUUUUUGACUUGUUUGUUUACAUCUUCAUAUUCUUAUCAAUUUAUGAUUGGUGGCAAAGAUGGUUGGAUUCCUAACCCUUCUGAAAAUUACAAUACUUGGUCUCAACGUAUGAGAUUCCAAAUCAAUGACUCUGUUUUGUUCAAGUAUAAACAAGGUGCAGAUUCAGUGUUGGAAGUGAGUAAAAAUGAUUAUGAUAAGUGCAACACAGCCAAUCCAAUCAAGAAAAUGGAGGAUGGAAAUUCCGUUUUCACAUUUGAUCGUUCUGGUCCUUUUUACUUCAUUAGUGGCAACAAAGAUAAUUGUGACAAAGGACAAAAGUUGCAAAUCAUUGUAAUCUCUGUUAGGAAACCUCCUACUACUACUCCACCAGCACCACAAACUCCGACACCCGUGGCUGCUCCGCCUAGUAAUGGACCAUCUUCACCUACUACACCAUCUCCUUCUGGAGGUUCUACUACUCCACCACCCAAAUCUUCUACUCCUCCUGCAUCCUCUCCGGGCGCUGCUCCGCCUACCGGAUCAUCCACACCAAGUGCAUCAGCACCCAGUGGGGCACCAGUAUCUACUACUCCAGCAGGUAUAACACCAGCCUCAUCCCCGACGCCUGCCGGUUCAAACGUAUCUCCUCCAUCUCCUGCUACCGGAGGAUCCAUAACUCCGGCAGGCGGUCCAUCAGGAAGUAUUUCACCGACGGCAGGCGGUAAAUCUGGUAGCAUGUCACCAGCAGGAGGAGGACCAUCUGCAGGUACAUUACCACCAGCUGGCGGACCAUCUGCAGGUACAUUACCACCAGCUGGCGGACCGUCUACAGGUGCGUUAUCACCUGCAAGUGGGCCGUCUGCAGGUGCAUUAGCACCGGGGGUAGGAGGACCAUCGGUGGGAGCACCAGGAAGUAUUGCUGGUGGUCCAGGCGGCAAUACUCCGGCGGACAUUAAUUCACCAGCAGGCGCACCAGAAACUCCAAAUUCAUUUGCAGUAAAGGCUUUUACUCCAUCAAUUGUCUUUAUGUCAGCCGCUGCGCUAGUUUUGACCGUGGCUUUGGGAGAAUUUAUUAUGUAGAGUUACUGCAUGAUAUAUUUAAAUUUGUGUUUUUUUUUUUUUCAAUUUCCUCUCUCCUUUUUCAUUUGUUUUUUAAUUCCCUGAAUAAUUAGGAGAUUGGAGUGUUUUUUUUGGGUAUACAAGAGAUGUAUUUAAUUGCUUUUUUCUUUUUUUCAUGGGAGACUUAAAAUUUGAAUUUAUGUGAGUAUGUUUUAGCUUUA